This is a messenger RNA of Alternaria arborescens, 1956 nucleotides long. RefSeq lists its product as hypothetical. The transcript has 2 exons. The record is from RefSeq and is a predicted model, not a curated record. Bases 1 to 1956 code for a protein of 651 amino acids. Lineage: Eukaryota; Fungi; Ascomycota; Dothideomycetes; Pleosporales; Pleosporaceae.
AUGGCUGGGCAAGGCUGUGCGAAGACCAUCGCCAAUGAGCGCGCAGCUCGUAUCAAAGCCACUGGACAACGUGUCUAUAUCUCCGGGCUUAAAGGUCAUCACACGCUCGAGACUGGCGUUGCAUAUCACUACCGAGGCCACUUCAUCUAUGCUUUUCCAGCUAGCAACCCCAUUGAACCUGUCCCAUUUUCAACAAAAAAGGGCAUCAACAUAGUAGGAGUCGUCAAAGAUCAAGCGCCCAUUUACAAUCAUACAGACCCAGAUCUUAUACUCGAACAGGAUAUUGCCGCCUUACAGAAGUCUUGCGUACACGAAUGGGAAUUUCAACAAGCACAGGAAGAACUCAAGAAGCAGGAGACGAAAAAGGUACUUGAAGCAGAAGAGAUGGGAGAACAUAAGAAAACUAAAACCGAGACUGUGGCAAGCAGCACAAAGGAUUUUGACGCUGCUACGACUCCCAAGGCAAGCGCACAGGAACCCUUGCCCAGUGGAGCUCCCUUGCGUGUCCCGUCCUUUACGACAUUGCCAGUUCCCUCGCAAUUAUCAUCGAAGAGAGCUUGCCGCCCGCAGACUCACUACCAACCAGUGACCAGCCAACAAAGCUCAUCUUCUCCAAUCAACAUUCCCCGAAUCGGCACCGUCGAAGCUCCGCCUGCACAAACUUUUCCAUCAACAGCCUACACACCCCACGACCGCGGUAGGUAUCUCGCAUACUCCGCCCCCGGAUCCCGCCACGCCUCUGUAGACAACACGCCCUCCGUCUCACGCCCCGUCUCACCAACCCACCUCCAUGGUCUCAGUGUACGCAGCGGCCACGACGGCCAUGGUCAUGUUUCACUCCGGCCUAUAGCAAGCACUUCGCGUCUGAACCAACUUCUCGCAGAAGAAGGUUUCCGCCGGUCUAUGAGUCCUCUUGCAGAUGUAACAGAGGACCAUCUGCGAGGAAGCGGACACCGAGAAGGACGAGAUGGGGAUCUGGUAGUCAACCUUGGGGUAUCACAGGGCUGGAUGGACCCAGACGAUAUUUCCGCGUUUGUGGAAACUGUGAGCCGGAGGCCGUCGCCUUCUCGUGUCUCUUUGCGGACUCGCUCGCGCUCGUUGUCAAGGGUGAAUAGCCGGGGUCCACGGGGUGAUUCAAACUCACCCGAGAAGGACGUCGAUGAGGGUUUGUAUCUCCAUGGUCUGGGUCAUCCGGAUGUGAUUCGUAAUGAUGCAUCUAGGGCUCAGACAAUGGAGUCUAGCCCGUUCCGUGCACCGGGUUAUGGGUCUACGGAGAGUACGGCGUAUUUGAGAGAAUUGGCAAUGAGGCAUUACGAUAUAGUCAACGCCGAGCCAGAGACGUCUUCAUCGCAGUCACAGACGCCCAUUGGCCAUCCACCCACUGGUCUAUUUGGAAGCCCGGUAGUUGCAACGUCACUGCACCGCGAUGCCAUGCCCGCCUUCACCUUCCCAGUUCCUCGGCACACACUGGAUACUUCCUCUUUUCCCGCUUUCGACGACGAUGUUCCGCCCGCUAGCUACAUAGAUCACGCUGAUAAGAAACCUCUUGUCACAGGUCGUCCACGCGCUGGAUCGAAAUCUGUACACACUGGCCGUCCACGCGCUGCUUCCAAGGCGCUGAAUGAAGCUUACAACGCCGCCAACCCAUCAUCAACGCCCCGUCUGGUAUUUCCGUUCAGCUUCAUCCCGCCUACCGGGUACACUGGUACUGAGAACGACAACACCACCAGCGCCACCACCACUGAUGCUCAGAAAAUAACCUUCGUAGCCCGCUGCCCACUACACUCGGAGUCUUGUAAUGGUCAGGACGUGGUACACGAGCAUAUGACGCAGCGUGCUAGGAAUGGUGCUGGGUUCAAGGACUUGUUUCCCACGAUUGAGUGUGAAGGUGGAAGGGUGAUGGUGGAUUGGAAGAAGUUGAUGAAUGAGGAGGUGGAGAGGCUGAAGGGUGUGUGA